AUGUACGGAUUCCCAGAUCCCAAUCUACUUCAAGCGCCUUCCUACUUCAAGAACCGACACGCUGUUGCUGUGUUUUGUUAUUCCCUGGGGGGGCCUGGACCCAAUCAACUCAAUCCGCAUUCCUACUUCAUGUUUGUACCUACUUCUUCCGACCGAUGUGUGCACGUGCUGGAUUGGGCGGGGCGGCGACCGCUGAAGGUGUACGUUGCCAGUGAUGACGAUCAAGCUGCUGGCAUCUUGCGGGAGAGGCUCGACAGGUCCGAGGGCGUCGCCAAGGUUGUUGAGCAGCAGCGCCUGGCAGACAGUGCGUACCAGUGGAACGAGGUUUACGAGGACGAAGCUUCUCUACAAGCGCUGCUCGCGGACAUAGAGGGCCUGCGCAGAGCAAAG
Prorocentrum cordatum is the source of this 390-nucleotide messenger RNA. Lineage: Eukaryota; Dinophyceae; Prorocentrales; Prorocentraceae. The record is from the annotation of a GenBank genome assembly.